Messenger RNA from Tripterygium wilfordii, 1177 nucleotides. RefSeq lists its product as uncharacterized. Lineage: Eukaryota; Viridiplantae; Streptophyta; Magnoliopsida; Celastrales; Celastraceae. The record is from RefSeq and is a predicted model, not a curated record. The transcript has 2 exons. Bases 98 to 1177 code for a protein of 359 amino acids.
AGGCAACCUCAUUUUGUUUCUUACAACAAUUGUUUCCUUAAUUUUUGCUCUCAAAUUUCAACUCUGUUGCGUUUGCUAUCAUCUUUCCCACAAUCAAAUGAGUUCAUUUUUUAAAAAAUGGUUUCAAGAAUCUGUUUUCGACUCUUCCUCUGAUGAAGAGUUAGAGGAGAUGCUCAUAUUCCAAGCAGAGCAGCAGAGGUUGGAGAGGAUGAGGGCCUCAGCAUCACGUACUCCUCGAUUGUACAUCGAUCGUGGCUUUAUUGAGGGUCACAACCGACUUUUCAAUGAUUAUUUUGCUGAGAAUCCGGUUUAUCCUCAUGACCGAUUCAGAAGAAGAUUGCGAAUGAGACGUGAUCUAUUUCUUCGCAUCCAGUCUGCAUUAGAGGCUCAUGAACCUUAUUUUCAGCAAAAAAUGGAUGCAGCUGGAAAGUUGGGAUUAUCUUCACUUCAGAAGAUUACAGCUGCGUUACGAAUGCUUGCAUAUGGUGUCUCUGCCGACCUUUUGGAUGAGUAUGUGCUAAUCGGAGAGAGCACUGCGGUGUUGUCUAUGAAGAAAUUUGUGAAAACAGUGAUAUCUGUUUUUGGAAACGAAUACUUGCGAUCCCCAAAUAGCGAUGAUGUUGCGAGAUUGUUGGCUAUCGGUGAAAGUCGAGGCUUCCCCGCUCAAGGACGUUUCCCACCAGUGCACUAUUAUGUCAAUGAUCACCAUUACUCAAUGGGUUACUAUCUCGCUGACGGUAUCUACCCAUCGUGGGCGACUUUUGUCAAAACAAUUCCUAUGCCACAAACCAAUAAGGCUAGACAUUUCAAAAGGAUGCAAGAAUCUUGCCGAAAGGAUGUUGAGCGUGCUUUCGGUGUUCUUCAAGCAAGGUUUGCAAUAGUACGCGGGCCAGCUCGCUACUUCAAACGUUCAACACUUCAUGAUAUAAUGUUGGCGUGCAUAAUAUUACACAAUAUGAUUGUUAAAGAUGAACGACAUUUACACGUUCAACCUGACAUUACAGACAUGUAUGAUCAAGCUGAAGAUGGUCCUCCUACGCCAGUACUGGAGCACUUACGAACUCGUGAGUUUCAAGACUUUGUUAACCAAUACAUCCGCAUUCAGGAUAGAGAAAUACAUACCCAACUUCAAGCUGACCUUGUGGAGCAUUUGUGGAACAUUAAUAGCAAUGCUUAG